AUGAAGCUGGUGAUGGGGGUGGAUUUGGAGACGGAGGUGGAGCUGUCGCCGGCUGCCAAGUCGGAGGUGGCCGUGUUUAGCCCCUACUCCAGCCCGAGCACCGCCUUAUUGCUGCAGAGGAGAGUUGUGGCAUGGUCCAAGGAGACCGGGUCUCCGGCGACGGUCCGCGUGCGCCUCGGUGACAGAAGCUUCGACCUGCACAAGGAUCCUCUGGUGUCCAAGUGCAAGUAUUUCAGCGAGGCGUCGGCGUCGCUCCAGUCCGGUGACGACGAUGUCGAGCUGCCGGCCAGCUUCCCGGGGGUCAGCGAGGCGUUCGAGGCGAUCGCGCUCUUCUGCUACGGCGACGCCGUGGCGCUGGACCCCUUCAACGUGGCGGCGGUGCGGUGCGCGGCGGAGUUCCUGGGCGUGGCCGGCCUCGGCGCGCGCUGCGACCUGUACAUCAACCAGGUGGUGCUGCAGAGCUGGGACGACGCGCUCAUCGUCCUGCAGCGGUGCCAGCCCCUGCUCCCGGUCGCCGAGGAGCUCCUCAUCGUCAGCCGCUGCGUCGAGUCGCUGGCGUUCAUGGCGUGCAUGGAGAUCCUCGACCCGGAGGAGCAGCGGCGGGACCUGCAGCCCGGCGCCGGCGCCGCGACGCGCGCGCUGGUCGGACGCCGCUGGGACGCCGAGCUCGUCAAGGAGCUCGCCGCGCGCGACCUCUGGAUCAAGGACCUGAUCGCGCUCCCGUUCGACUUCUUCCAGCGGAUCGUGCAGGCGCUGCGGCGGCAGGGCAUGAAGGAGAAGUACGUCAGCCCCGUCGUGCUCUUCUACGCCAACAAGUGGGUGCUCUCCAAGAAGACGCACAAGUUCUGGGCCUCCACGGACGAGGCCGUCGACGGCGAGACCGACGCCAACAGGAGGGCCGCUGCGAUCCUGGAGGGCGUCAUCGGGCUGCUCCCGGCCGAGUCGGCGGCAGUGGCUGCGGGCGGCGCCAUCCCUGUGGCGUUCUACUUCGCUCUGCUGUCGCGAUCGCUAACCCUGGAGCUGAGCGACGAAAGCCGGACAAAACUGCGAGAACAAGUCGCGUCGAAUCUGCAAUUCGCUCGCGUGGACGACCUGCCGCUGCCGGAGGAAGAAGCCGACCGGUCCAUCGCAGAUAGCAGGGAGGUGAGGGAAAUGGAGAGCAUCGUGUCAAACCAUGCCGCCUCCGUGCAAAGGAAAGGCGCGGAGGCCGUCUCCGAGCUGUGGGAUCGGUACCUCGUGCAGUUCGCUGGCGAUCCGAAGCUCCGGCCUGAAAGGCUAGCUGAGCUGAUCGGAGUCAUUCCGGCCGGCGACCGGAAGACGCACAACCACUUGUAUGAAGCAAUCAACACAUAUUUAGUGGUAAGACAGGUGUUCAAUGCUCGAUCGAUCAUGCCCACGACUGUGACGUGUUUGAAUUUUUUUGCUGACAAAGAAGAGGAUGCCAAUUUUGCCAUGCUGCAGGAGCAUCGGGGUUUGUCCGGGGAGGAGAAGGCGACGCUGUGCAGCCACCUGGAUUGCCGGAAGCUGUCACACGAGGCGUGCAUCCAGGCCGUGCAGAACGAGCGGAUGCCGCUCCGGCUAAUCGUGCAGGCGCUGUUCGUGCAGCAGCUGCACACGCACCGCGCCUUCACGGAGUGCUCCGACUCGUUCCGGUGCAUGCACUCCAGGGAGCUCGUCCCGGGCGCCGGCGGGUACACGCCGAGCCCCGGGUGCCCCGCCAUCCCCACCAGCCAGCCCCUCAGCAGCAGCAGCCCGUACGAUAGCCACCGCGGCCCGCGCGACGCGAAGCUCCGCGCCCGCGACGACGCGUCGGACUACGAGACGGCCAGCUUCCGGAUCCAGGCGCUGGAGCAGGAGAUCAUCUCGCUGAAGCAGACCCUGCAGCGGCACAACACUCUCACGGGCUCGGCCUCGGCUCGCAGGGAGAGGGAGGGCAAGGAGCCGAGCUUCAGGGUCGCUGCGGACGCGGGCACGCCGGCGAUCAUCAAACGCCGAGCCACGGUCUCCGGCAGCUGCAUCGGCUCCAUGCGCUGGGGUUCGCAGCGCCGGUGCGCGAGCAGGAUCCUGCGCGUCUUCGCGAGGAUAGCCGUGUUCGGGAGGGGUAGGUCGAGGGGGAAGCAGAGCAAGUGCAGCGCAGCAACAGAGCAGCCGAAUUGCAUGUAG
Messenger RNA from Miscanthus lutarioriparius, 2163 nucleotides. The record is from the annotation of a GenBank genome assembly. Lineage: Eukaryota; Viridiplantae; Streptophyta; Magnoliopsida; Poales; Poaceae.